AAUGAAGUUACUUCGGAAAUUGUAUCGACAGAAAUUCGAGCUUGUGUGCUCCUAAUCAGGCCUAUUUCGCGCAUUUCCGUUCUCACAGAUUGAUCCCAACGAGUUGGAUGACCCGGAGGAUCUACGAGAGAUCUUCGACGCGGCACGGCAGAUUAUGAAGAUGCGGAUUGAACAGGCGGAGCUUGCUUCCGAAGAGACCACGAGGCUACACCACAGGACGCAGGAGGAGGAAGAGGAGUUGGCUGAGCUGAGGCAAAAACUGGCGUCGGCUGAAAAACAUGCCUCGCAGGUGCCCCGUCUAAAGGAGGAGAACAGAGCACUCGGAAAACAGGUGUCGCAGCUGGAGAACGAGCUGGACGAGUUGUCGAACCAGCUUCACCGGUCGCAGCAGGAAACCGACCGGCAGUUGAGCGCCAAGCUACGUGACAAGAACGCACACGUGGCACAACUGCUAGCAGACUUACAGGCGAGCUUGCAUGUUCCUAAAAGUUUAAACGAGGCACAGUGUGAGUGCCCUAAAUGUAUUAUUUAGGAACAAGUAAAAAUUUUUUGCUUGCACGAAAGGAGUGCAAUGCGCAGGA
This is a messenger RNA of Dermacentor andersoni, 581 nucleotides long. RefSeq lists its product as uncharacterized. The record is from RefSeq and is a predicted model, not a curated record. NCBI's taxonomy places the organism in Eukaryota, Metazoa, Arthropoda, Arachnida, Ixodida, Ixodidae.